AUGGAGUCCCCGACUGGCAACGAGAGCGCCCGCCUGGUCAGCCCACGAGCCGGCCCCGCCGACGGCAGCCUGCGCCUUAAGAGGUACCGCCGGCCCCGGCACCCCAUGGCCCCGGCACCUGCGCCUCUGGCACUCCUAGCACCCCGGCACUCCCAGCCCCUUGCCCUCCCUGGCACCGCUACCCCCGGCACCCCGGCACCCCCUGCUAGCGCCACCUCCCCGUACCCCCGGCAGCUCCUGGCACCGCCACCUCCAUCCUUCCCGGUAUCUGCAACCCUCGACCCCCCGCACGCUCACCGCCUCCCCAUUACCCGGCAUCUCCGUCACCCCCAUCACCCCCGGCUACCCCCGCCCUCCGGCACUGGCACUCCGGGCAGUGCUAGCUCCCACCACUCGGGACCCUCAAGCCCUCGCUCCCUCACCCCCAGCCCCGGCCUGGGGAGGCUCCAGGCCCGCCGGCAGCUCAGCAUCGCCUGCACCAUCUGCUGCGUCUUCAUGGUUGGGGAGGUGAUAGGUGGGUACCUGUCCCACAGCCUGGCCAUCAUGACGGAUGCAGCCCAUCUGCUGACCGAUGUAGGCAGCAUGGCCGUCAGCCUCUUCUCCCUCUGGGUCUCUACCCACCCACCCACCAGGACCAUGAGUUUUGGCUGGCACCGCUCAGAGACACUGGGUGCACUGGCCUCUGUCCUCUCCAUCUGGGUGGUCACUGGGGCUCUGGUCUACCUGGCAGCCGCCCGCAUUGUCAGCAACGACUACGAGAUUGAGGCUCAAGCCAUGCUGGCCACGGCUGCCAGCGCUGUCGGCAUCAACCUGAUCAUGGCAUACAUCCUGCACCAGUCCCCUGCCGGCCAUGGGCACAGCACAGGGGGUUACGAGCACCUGGAGAGCACUGGGGGCUGCCUGCCUGGCCAUGCCCCCCUGCCCGGCAGCACCAGCGUCCGAGCCGCCUUUGUCCACGUGGUGGGUGACCUGCUGCAGAGCAUUGGUGUCCUCGUGGCUGCCACCAUCAUCUACUUCAAGCCCCAGUGCAAGAUCGCAGACCCCAUCAGCACCCUCUUCUUUGCCAUCUUUGUCCUCGGCUCCACCUUCACCAUCCUCAGGGAUGUCUUCAGAGUCCUCAUGGAAGGGACACCACGAGGCAUCGAGUUCGAGGCGGUGAAGGAGCUGCUGCUGGGGGUGCGCGGGGUGAAGGGCACCCACGACCUGCACCUCUGGGCCCUGACGCUGAGCCACCCCGCCGUAUCGGUGCAUGUGGCCAUCGAUGCCAGCGCUGACCCCGAGAUGGUGCUGCAGGAAACCACCACUCAGCUGCGGAACAAGUUCAGCUUUGCCUCCUGCACGGUGCAGGUGGAGCAGUACCGGGAGGAGAUGGCAGCCUGCCAGCAUUGCCAGGACCCCUGUGCCUGAGACCCUUGCCCACUGCAGAGCUGGGUCUGCUCCUGAACCCCCACCCUCCGGGGCAGGCUGGGCAGCACAGGAG
This is a messenger RNA of Apus apus (common swift), 1480 nucleotides long. RefSeq names its product solute carrier family 30 member 3 (gene SLC30A3). The coding region runs from base 1 to 1407 and encodes 468 amino acids. Lineage: Eukaryota; Metazoa; Chordata; Aves; Apodiformes; Apodidae. Gene Ontology annotation, biological process: response to zinc ion; zinc ion transmembrane transport. The transcript has 8 exons. Gene Ontology annotation, cellular component: plasma membrane. Gene Ontology annotation, molecular function: zinc ion transmembrane transporter activity. The record is from RefSeq and is a predicted model, not a curated record.